Daucus carota subsp. sativus is the source of this 1077-nucleotide messenger RNA. RefSeq lists its product as uncharacterized. The record is from RefSeq and is a predicted model, not a curated record. The transcript is spliced from 7 exons. NCBI's taxonomy places the organism in Eukaryota, Viridiplantae, Streptophyta, Magnoliopsida, Apiales, Apiaceae. The coding region runs from base 10 to 873 and encodes 287 amino acids.
GGGAGGGGGAUGAAGAAAGAGUAUAUAGCAUGGGGAGUGGCGCUGCUCUGUUUCGUAAUACUCAUGCUCAUCACACCUUCCAUUCCUCAGUCUCAAGACUAUCAUGAUUUUGCCGAUCAACGCCAAUUUCUAGGUAUACCAAAUGCGUUGAAUGUGAUUUCAAACUUUCCGUUCCUGGUGGUUGGUCUCGUAGGCCUUAUACUUUGCUAUCAUGGCAAUUAUUUUAAGCUCAGCUUGCAAGGGGAACUUUGGGGAUGGACUUGCUUUUUCGUAGGUGUGGCUGCUGUUGCUUUUGGAUCCGCCUACUAUCAUUUAGAGCCGAAUGAUUCUCGCCUUGUGUGGGACCGGUUGCCUAUGACUAUCGCAUUCACAUCAAUUGUUGCAAUUUUCAUUAUUGAGAGAGUUGAUGAACGGAAAGGAUCCGUGUCGAUUAUCCCCCUUGUCCUGGCAGGUGUAGUGAGCAUCUUAUAUUGGAGAUUUUUUGAUGACCUGCGACCUUAUGGAUUGGUGCAGUUUGUUCCCUGCAUUGCCAUCCCUGUCAUGGCUGUCUUGUUGCCUCCAAUGUACACACAUUCUACAUAUUGGCUUUGGGCGGCAGCGUUUUAUCUUAUAGCCAAAGUAGAGGAAGCUGCUGAUAAACCAAUUUAUGGAUGGACUCAUCACAUUGUAAGUGGACACACCAUAAAACAUCUAUUCGCUGCUAUGGUUCCUGUCUUCUUGACGCUUAUGCUGGCUAAGAGAAGUAUAGAGACAAAUAGGCAAAGCUUGCUACAAAUAUGGAAAGUUUCAUGGACAAAGGUCAAAACAAAUGAUAUAGAGACAGAGAGUUUAACAUGCAGCUACUCUGACGUUCCGGUAGAAGACGAGCGCUAAUGCAUUACACCAGCAGCUUUUGACUCAAAUUGUUUUAUAUUGUUACAUUUACUUGCGAGAAACAUAGAAAUUAUACACGUGACUUAAAUAUAUAUUUAGUUAGUGCAAAAGAUAUUUAGUUGCUGCAAAAGACGAUUUCAAUCAUUUUGGUGGUGAUGUGCAUAAGUUACCAUUACAUUAUAAAUCUAAUUCUGCUUUGCAUAA